AUAACAGGAGGUAAAGGAAGAAGAGGUUUCGCCUGCCAGACUCUGAUCCUACAAGCCAGGGUUGCUGCCAAGUUUCCAGAUGGCCUCCUCUUCCUCCUGCAACAUGGAAGAUGAUGAAAGCCUGAAGGGCUGUGAGCUCUACGUUCAGAAGCACAACAUCCAACAGAUUCUUAAAGAAUGCAUUGUCAACCUCUGCAUAGCCAAGCCUGAGCGUCCCAUGAAGUUCUUACGAGAACAUUUUGAGAAACUGGAAAAGGAAGAAGGCAAACAGAUCCAGGCUUGGCAGAAAUCGGGUUCUCAGGCAGACUCUCACGAUGACGAGAUUUCUCCUCCACCUCCAAAUCCAGUGGUCAAAGUCCGGCGUCGGCGAGGGGGAGUCAGCGCCGAGGUGUACACCGAAGAAGAUGCCGUUUCUUAUGUCAGAAAGGUGAUCCCAAAGGACUAUAAAACCAUGACUGCCCUGGCAAAGGCCAUUUCCAAGAACGUUUUGUUCGCCCACCUUGAUGAUAACGAGAGAAGUGACAUCUUCGAUGCCAUGUUCCCUGUCACUCACAUUGCUGGGGAGACAGUCAUACAGCAGGGUGACGAAGGAGACAAUUUUUAUGUGAUCGAUCAAGGAGAAGUGGAUGUAUAUGUAAAUGGUGAUUUGGUGACCAACAUCAGCGAAGGAGGGAGCUUUGGGGAGCUGGCGCUCAUCUAUGGGACACCGAGGGCCGCCACCGUCAAAGCUAAGACAGACCUGAAGCUUUGGGGCAUCGACCGGGACAGCUACAGACGCAUUUUAAUGGGCAGCACAUUAAGAAAACGGAAGAUGUAUGAAGAAUUCCUCAGCAAGGUCUCCAUUCUGGAAUCGCUGGACAAAUGGGAACGACUGACGGUUGCCGAUGCCCUAGAGCCUGUCCAGUUUGAAGACGGAGAAAAAAUUGUGGUGCAGGGAGAACCAGGGGAUGACUUUUUCAUCAUCACGGAGGGUACAGCAUCUGUCCUUCAGCGCAGGUCUGCUAAUGAGGAGUAUGUGGAAGUGGGGCGGCUCGGGCCAUCAGAUUACUUCGGAGAGAUAGCCCUUUUGCUCAACCGGCCCCGGGCAGCCACCGUGGUGGCCCGCGGACCCCUGAAGUGUGUCAAGCUGGACCGGCCUCGCUUUGAACGAGUACUUGGCCCAUGUUCGGAAAUCCUCAAGAGGAACAUCCAGAGAUACAACAGUUUCAUUUCCCUCACUGUUUAAGUUCUUUCUGUCCGGGGUUUACUGCCUUCACGUUAAAACUCGUGCACUUGAAAAGAACAAGUUGACCCAUGCCGUUCUAUAGCUUUACGAAGAAAACAGGAUGUGUUAACAUUUUAUGUCUUUUAUUUUGUUUCAAAUGUUGCUGGAUGUCCAAUUUUUGUGUAUCAUUAAAGAGGGCGGAAAAUGGAUCUGGAAGCACGCGGCUUUGGGGAGCCAUUGGGUUAGUUUAAAUUGCGUUCCAGAUGGUCGCCAUCACCAGGACCUCAAAAUGCGAUACAUUAAAAAACAAAUAAGUAAAGGCCAUAUGGGUAUCUAUUUCAGCAUUGAGUUGAACAAGGUCUGCUAAAAAGCCAGCAAC
Heteronotia binoei (common prickly gecko) is the source of this 1583-nucleotide messenger RNA. It is a transcript of the gene PRKAR1B, whose product is annotated as protein kinase cAMP-dependent type I regulatory subunit beta. The transcript has 11 exons. Bases 80 to 1225 code for a protein of 381 amino acids. Gene Ontology annotation, cellular component: cAMP-dependent protein kinase complex. Gene Ontology annotation, molecular function: cAMP-dependent protein kinase regulator activity. Gene Ontology annotation, biological process: regulation of protein phosphorylation. The record is from RefSeq and is a predicted model, not a curated record. Lineage: Eukaryota; Metazoa; Chordata; Lepidosauria; Squamata; Gekkonidae.